Molecule: messenger RNA, 2406 nt
Organism: Symbiodinium sp. CCMP2456
Lineage: Eukaryota; Dinophyceae; Suessiales; Symbiodiniaceae
Source: the annotation of a GenBank genome assembly
AUGGAGAGCAGACUGCAGGGCCUGGCCCGGCAGAGCUGGGCGGCGGCCGUGGAGCUUUGGGCCGCAGAUCGCGGAUCGGAAACGGUGUGGGGCGCCUCCUCCGCCUCCGUUCUCUUGGCUGCCUGCGGAAGAGCGCAGGCCUGGCGCGUGGCCUUGGCGCUGCUCGGAAAGGUGCAGCAAUGCCAAUUGCAGCCCACGCUGCGAAGCUUCAACGCCACCAUGGCCGCUGUUGCACGCGCCGAGCAGCUGCAGCAGGCCCAAGUCCUUCUUUCAACGCUCCGCCGUGCUCGCGCAGUGCCGGCGGCAAGUGUCCAGGCACUGCUGGGCGUUGCUGUGGCAACUUCGCGCUGGCAGUGGUCCCUGCGUCUCCUCCGCUCUGCCCGCGAUGCCCCGGCCUUGUCAGCGGCCGCGGCCGCUUGCGGCAGGCGGCGGCAGUGGCAGCGGAGCCUGGCUCUCUUUCAGGAGGCCUGCGCGCGGCGUCUGCCCUGGGAUGCCGGCCUUUUGCAGGCCGUGCUGAGUGCCUUGGCAGAGGCCAAGCAAUGGGAGCGAGCGAUGAGUCUGCUGAGAUACCAGGAGGCUCCAGACCUGGCUGCUUGCAAUGCCGCGCUCAGGGCGUGCCCAGAUUGGCAGCUCUCCCUGCUGAUGCUCCACGACUUUCGUCAUUCAGGCCUUGCCCCCGAUGAGUUCAGCUUUGCCUCCGCGCUCAGCGCCGCUUCUCAACGCAGCGCCUGGGAGGCGGCGCUGGCGCUGAGACACGAGAUGGUGUUGGACUCCGUUAGAGCUGAUGCAGUGGUCGGAGGUGCAUUGUUGCUGGCCUUGCGCAGGGGUCUUCGUUGGCAGGCAGCGCUGACUCUGAGUCCUCGUGGAACGCUGCAGGUGGUCGAAGCCACAGAGGCAUGUUUUGGAGCUCAACAGCCCGCAGCCUUUCUAUUUGGGGAGCUGCAGCGGAGGCAGUUGGCCUUGUGGCGCCCGCGCAGCCUCCUCGGCGGUCGAAGCGCUGGCAUUGGCGAGGCAUCCGUACUCCACGAGCUACUGCGGUCGCUCCAUGGCGGAUUUGCUCAGGCCUUUGCCCGCCGCGUUGCAGUGGCAAUGCCGGUGGAGCUUGGUGUCUUUCCACCCCUGAGCGCCAAGGAUGAGGCGGAGCUCCAAGACCAUGGGGAAGGGGUGAAGCCUCCUCGCCGCGUUGCCGCUGGUGGUGCCGUUCCCAGAGCAAGGACCCUGAUGGUGUGGCUUUCAUUCCGCCUGUCACUUCAGCGCCGCGCUGGAGCGGACAUCCUGCUUUGCAAUGAGUCCGCGGACGAGUGGAUCGCUGCACGUGCCGAACAAAAUUGUGAGUGGAUUCCGCCUUUCGUGGCAGCAUCGCCAACCGAGGGCCUGCCGCUGCAAACUCCAGAUGUCUGUCACUUUCUUCGAGCCGACCUCAACGCCGUGCCAGCUCUGCCUCAGCGAACUGAGGAGGUCCGUCCGGGCCGCGGCUGCGGGCAUAGCCCGGUGCACUCUAGAGGCCGGUGUGACAACUUCAUGGUUACCAUGCCUCGGCAGGACCCUCAAAGGAUGACGUCGCCUGAGACAUCUCCCAUUCGCCACAAUCUCAAUGACAGUGCGUUUCACUUGCUUCUUUUAGCAAACACGGCGAUGGCCGAGAGCUGCGAAUCGGGCGGCUCGGAGGGAGGGGAAGACGUCGUUGCACGAGCCUCCAAGCGCCCGCGAACUGGAGGUCGAGCCCGGCAGAGCCGCGGCGUGUCGGCGGGCACGGGCUCCGUGUGCAAGCUCUUCGUGAAGAGGGUCCCAUGCAACUUUGCUGACCCGUGGCGCAAGCACAGCCAGAGUGCCUCUACGGGCACAGGCUUCCUCCUUGAUGGCAGGUUCGUGAUUACCAAUGCGCAUGUGGUGCAUCGCGCUGUCUCGGUGCUCGUCCGUGCGACGGUCGGGCCACCAGUGAAGUGGAAUGCAAGGGUGUUGGCUGUUGGUCUGCCAUGUGAUUUGGCAAUUCUGGCCGUGGAGGAUGAGUUCUGGAAGGGCAAGGAGUCUUUGACGUUGUCGCGAGACAUCCCGAAGCUGGACGACAAUGUGACGUGCAUUGGCUUUCCUGUGGGCGGAGAGAACAUCUCUGUUACCCGCGGUGUGGUGUCGCGUAUCGAUGUCCACCAUGACGGCCUGCUGCGAGUCCAAAUCGAUGCAGCAAUCAACCCAGGCAACUCUGGCGGCCCCGUUCUGGGAAGUCACGGCAAGAUCGUGGGUGUGGCGGCGAGCCAUCUAAAGCAUGCCCAUGGCUCAGGCUUAAGCUCCUUUUUCGCGUUCUUUGGUGCCAUCAAGAGUGCGGGCUUGACCAGAGGCUGGUUUUGCUCUGGUUGCAGCUGUUCUUGCCAGCCCACCUUUGCCCUUGUAUGUAAAAUAAGACAAUAA